Messenger RNA from Panicum virgatum (switchgrass), 2071 nucleotides. RefSeq lists its product as uncharacterized. The record is from RefSeq and is a predicted model, not a curated record. The coding region runs from base 425 to 2071 and encodes 548 amino acids. The transcript is spliced from 5 exons. Lineage: Eukaryota; Viridiplantae; Streptophyta; Magnoliopsida; Poales; Poaceae.
AAAAUUUGGACUUUUAACUUUGUAGUUCAUGAUAAUUCCUAUACUUUUUAUUUUCUGGAACAUGUCCAUUUCAAAUGUUCAAACUCUUAUUCGCUUAUUAAACUCUGAUAUUUUCUGGAAAAAGAACUCAAUACAUUACACGAUUUAUUUAUUAUUAAUAUUGAUAAGCUAAUGUUUAUUAUGUAAAUGUAUAUAACAACUUAUAGUAGUCUUGUUGGUACCUUAAUGUAUUUUGGUCUACAACUUCAAUUUCCAAGCUAACUAAUUUUAGCUGGUUGUAACAUACUAUUAAUUAAGAAUUUGUUAAUGAUCGAAUGAUCAAGGGUAAGUUUUUCUUUGGUUUUGCGAAAGCCACACUGAAAUGUUGUUUCUGUUGAUGUCCUUAAUUAGUGGUUUUGUGGCAUAGGAGGAAAUCUGAUGAAAAAUGGGGAGCUUGUUGCAACGAUUCAAUGAAUGGGAGAUCCAACUGCUUGUGCUUCUCAGCUUCGUGCUACAAAUAUUCCUCUUCUUUACUGGUCGCCUUCGGCAACGUGGCGCCAAGUUUCUUAGUGGCACCAUUUGGGUAGCUUACUUGGUGGCAGACUUGAUAGCAGUUUACGCCCUUGGUUUGCUGUCAGAACAAGAAGCGAACGCAGUGACAGAAAACCAGAACCUAAUAGCUUUCUUUUGGGCGCCCUUCCUACUCAUUCAUCUUGGCGGACAGGACACCAUCACUGCUUUUUCCUUGGAGGACAACAGCUUGUGGUUGAGGCAUUUGUUGAAUCUGAUAGUCCAAGUGGUCCUAGCUUUGUAUGUCUUCUGGAAGUCUACUGCUUGGCGCAAUGUGUGGCUUCUUGUUCCGGGCAUCUUCAUGUUUAUUGCUGGAAUCAUCAAGUAUGGGGAGAGGACGAUGGCUCUCAUGUACGGGAACCUACAAAACAUCAGUACUGGCUACAAUAGAGAAGAAGGUAACAAGUUCACCCAUCAAGAACUUGAUCGGGAGGAUGGCUACUCUAGCAUUGUUUGUUUUUCAUUGGAUUCAGCGCCAAUUGUUCGCCAUUUAUUUUUUGGAUUUACGCUCUUCCAGAUACCGGAAGGCUUCCGUGCAGCAACUUGGAUGAGCUAUGCUCGAUCAGAUGAAGUCCAGUUGGCCAAGCUGGUCAAGUUGGUUGAUGUUGAACUUGGUAUCAUAUCAGUGUAUAGGGCGUGCCUCGUCAUAAAAGUUAUUACCAUCAGAUUAACAGCCACAAUCACCUUUCCGGCCAACAAGUGUAGUGCCCGCCUCAUUCGCGUGUCCUGGACGCUCGACUCCAGUAAAAUUAUUGGAUGGCCGGAGGAGACGCCGUUGUGGUCAAACAACAUGGGGCAAUACAACUUUCUGAGCUAUGUGGGCUGCGAGGAGGAAAAACCGAGUAGCCCGCCGGAACGAGUGAUCAGGAAGAUGGCAAAAGCAGUUGGCAAGUUGUUUUGGUUAAGCAAGUUAUUAGACACCAAGUACGAGCAGGUGGACGACGAUAUCACGGAGAGUUUUGUGCAAGAGAUUAAAGCCAUUCUCAAAUCCCCUUUUGGAGGAUUAACUAGUGGUGGCAAGAAACAAGAGUGGCAACAUCUUGGUCGGUUCCUGCGUACUCUGGCCAGGGAGUUGUCUGACAAUUUUAGUGCUGUCAUAAUCCGUUUGUAUAUAUCAACAAUCAUGCACCUGAGUGAGGUUUCAAGUGUGGAUGUGGAGACAGUUGGCUUGGUUUGUGUCUGCCGGAAACUAUCAAAUUAUAUGAUGUACCUUCUUGUUACACACCCAGUUAUGUUGCAGGUCACUGCUACCAGUGCCGAAUCAGUGCUAGAAGGCUUCGAGUUCUUAUUGGAGGAGGCUUCCACCUUGUCGCUGCCUGAACCAUGUAAAGAAACACUGGAGGAGAUGAGAGACAUGUGGGUGAGGAUCAUCAUAUACGCCGCUGGCAAGUCGCGGCCUGAGACUCACGCCACGCAGCUUGCCAGAGGAGGGGAGUUUCUUACCUUCAUCUGGCUGCUCAUGAUCCGUUGCUCAUGGCGCACAUACAAAGAGCUCCGGGACGACGGGUUCAACUCAGCUUGA